Molecule: messenger RNA, 427 nt
Organism: Chlamydomonas reinhardtii
Lineage: Eukaryota; Viridiplantae; Chlorophyta; Chlorophyceae; Chlamydomonadales; Chlamydomonadaceae
Exons: 3
Coding region: 35-301 (88 amino acids)
Source: RefSeq, a predicted model, not a curated record
AGUUUGCGCUUGCAUGAAUUAUGUUAUAAUCUACAUGUAUCAUUCGCCGCAAGCGUGGUUUAAGAGGAAUGCGCGUCUCAGGACGACUGGAGUGAAACGGAAGGCCAGCUUCAAGCUGCUGCUGCCGUGGCGGCGCGGCGGCGCGGCACCAGGAGCAGGCGCAUCCAAGGGCGCACCUCGGCGGCAGCCGGCGGCGGCGAGGACAUCGGUGGCAAGGGCGGUGGCUCACGCAGUGCUGUGCUCCGGAGGGAGCAGAAGGACGAGCCACGGAGACACGCUCAUAUUUGUUCGCGAGGAGUAAGUUGCGGCACGCGUUGAUAGACCCGUAGUGGGUCGGAUGGUGUGUGGGUUGUGGGCUGAUGGAGACGACAAGGAUAAGUAUGGCAUGUCUUCGGCAUUGCCAGCGUGGUAGGAAAGCGCAUUAAUG